UGUUGUAGUCGUGCGCAAGAAGCGUAUAUACCGAUACACAUACAUCAUCAUAAACUUUUAACCGAAAAGAAACGUGAUCAUUUUGCGGGCCUUUUGCCGACGUUGAUUUUGUGGGUGGUUUUUGACUUUCGGUGUUUUGUUUUUGGUGUUCCGUUUCUCGAUAUACACAACACGAAUAUACACACACACUUUUUUGCCGCCUCUCCGUUAGUUUUGGUGUUUGGUUUUGAAUUAUGCUGGUGCGUCAACACAAAUUUUGGUUCAAAAACAUUUGUUUUUUAAGAAUCAAAAUGGUGGAGGAUUGACGAGUGUGGUGCGACGUAACGAAAACCGCCAAGAUGCCUUCCCCACAACUCGGUGCCUUGACAUGCCUUCAAUGUGUAACAAUCGUGCUUUAUAUGUGUGUAAAUUUAGUGUACGGAUGGCUUCCAGACACCACGUCCAAGUUACAAAAUAGCUAUAAGCAAUUGCAAAGUAUUAACAGCUUCGUUGGUACCAACAAUGCCACCGACCACUUCAUUGUCUUGCAUCAAGACGACACUUCCAUAUUGCUGGGCGGCAGGAACAAAAUCUACAACCUGUCCAUCUACGAUCUGGCCGAAAGGAGGGACUCCAAUUUGUUUUGGAACUCGUCGGAGCCCCACGCCCAGCUGUGCCUGUUGAAGGGCAAGACGGAGGAGGACUGCCAGAACUACAUCAGGAUCUUCUUCCAGACCAGUCCGGGGACUUACUUGGUCUGCGGCACCAACUCCUACAAGCCAUACUGUCGGUACUACGUUCGAAAGAAUGGCAGUUUCAUCAUGGAGAAAGACUUCGAGGGCAUAGGUUUGUGUCCCUAUGAUCCAGAGCACAACAGUACCGCCAUCUGGGCCAACGACCAUUUGUUUUCGGCCACCGUAGCCGACUUUUCUGGAGGAGACCCUCUCAUCUACAGGGAUCCACUCCGCACAGAACUGUCUGAUCUCAAACAACUGAACGCUCCCAAUUUUGUCAGUUCUUUGACGUAUGGCGACUACAUCUACUUCUUCUAUAGAGAAACCGCCGUGGAAUACAUGAACUGCGGCAAAGUAAUUUACUCGAGGGUGGCGAGGGUGUGCAAAGACGACAAAGGCGGCCCUCACCAGUCCAGAAAUCACUGGACCACCUUCCUCAAGGCCCGACUGAACUGUUCUGUCCCAGGGGAAUACCCAUUCUACUUCGACGAAAUACAAUCAACAAGCGAAGUGAUUGAAGGCAACUACGGCCUGGAAGGUAAAUCCAAAAUCGUCUACGGGGCCUUAACGACCCCCAACAACGCCAUCGGAGGCUCGGCCAUCUGUAUGUACCAAAUGGCGGACAUCUAUAAGGUGUUCCAAGGUCCAUUCAAGCACCAGGAGAACAUCAACUCGAACUGGCUGCCGGUACCACCCAGCAAAGUUCCCAGCCCCAGGCCCGGCGAAUGCGUGGCUGACAGCCGACUUUUGCACGACAAGAACGUCAACUUCAUCAAGACCCAUUCGCUAAUGGAAGAGGCAGUACCUGCUAUGUUUGGUAGGCCUAUACUGAUCAAAGUCAGCCUGUCAUAUCGGUUUACGACUGUUACUGUGGAUCCUCAAGUGCCAACCAUUCAAAAUGAGUUCUUCGACGUUGUGUAUAUUGGAACAGAUGACGGAAAGGUAAUUAAGGUUGUCAAUAUACCGGGUCAGGAAUCAGCCAAGGCCUUCGUUAUAUCCGAAAACGACGUCUUCCCCCACGGAGUGGCCGUGAAACAGUUAAAGAUUGCCCCGGGUUACGGGAAAGUAGUAGCUGUGAGCAAAGGAGAGGUUAAACUGAUCAGUUUAAAUCACUGCGGAAACGUCAACAAGUGCAGUGAGUGCGUCGAAUUGAGAGACCCCCACUGCGCCUGGGACAGGAAACAUGACGCGUGUGUCAGCGUGGACGCAGCUACGACCAGGAGAUACCUGAUACAAGAUGUGAGACAAGGCGACGUAUCCUGGUGUAUGCAGCAGAAGACGCAAAAUAAAGUUGUGAUUACGACUGAGAACGACUUCAAAGAAUUCGACACGAACUCAGACACGAAGAUCAUUGAACAAAGAGAUCCUCUGUUAAGUGACAAGGAAAUCCAGGACGAUUGCAACGAAGUUGAUGGCGAUAGCAAUAAAAUUAGGGGUUGUGCGGUACAGAACAGACUUAACAUGUACACGCCCGAGUACUUGCACAUAUUUGUGGGCGCCGGCAGUUUGGCGGGGUUGUUUGUGGGGUUUCUGUGUGGGUAUUUUGUAUCGCGGCGAUUUCACCAUCCGCCUCAAUACCCCAAUUCAUCGUAUAUUGAACAACAUAAUCAUUUAGAAAGACAGAGGCCGAAAGAUGUUAAUCUAGUCCUUAAUGUCGGAAAUGAUACUUUGCCCCCGAAAAAGGACAAUUUGGGCUCGACCAAGAAUCUGAACAUAACUAGUGAGGGAACACUACAGAAAAUCAAGAAGACUUAUAUUUGAGUAAGGUAACAAGUUCUAAUUGAUAUAAGUACCUGCUAUUACAGACUGUAUUAUAUCCCGAGAUGUCCGUCAAAUUUGUUCGAAAAAAAACCUACAGAUCAUUGUGUAUUUAUUUGACGAUAUGUCGAGAUUAAUUAAUGUAUUUAUUUUUCUUACAUCCGUACUAGAUUUAAUGCUGUACACUAGUAUACAGGACUGAGCAUUAAAUAAAUGCAAAAGCAUUGGAAGGAGUACGUUUUUUUUCGAAUGAAUUUGACAUUUAUGCGUUGUCAGGACUGUCUCCUAUGGAUUUUAUCUAUAAAGGUUUAUUAUGUUUGUAUUAUAGCAAAAUGUAUUUUGCUCAAUGUAAAUUUUAAAUAUAAUUUUCAGUAUCAAAGAGAUCAAUUAUAUUAAUUAUACUACUUAGUUUUGUCGUUUAAAAUGGGCAAAACUUGUGCGCAGCUAUUAGUACUCAAAGUAUGAGGCACAUACUACUUCCUUAGGAUCUGGUCUCUUGUAUACCCUCCUUGUACAUUUUUAUUUUAGUAUUAUAUUAGAAUAUAUAGAAUUUAAUAUUUUUAUUGUGAUAUAGAAUGGUAGGCUUAAUUGACUUAACAAGCCUGAAGAAUAUGACAGUGAGCCCUUCUUGACUUAACAGUUUACUUAAGAAAUUAUUGCUUUGUAACAAUUCCACCAAUAACAGAUUCUUCUUUUAUUAAAAUUAUUGAUGAAAUCGUUAUAACUUGAUGUGCAAUACUUUUUUAAGUAAACCAGAUGACUCAAGGACGACUCCAAUUUAGAUGAAUCAGUAACAAUAUUGGUUUGAAUCUUUAAUAAUUUUAAGGCCCAUGCACAACAUUCAACUGAAUCUAUUAUUACUAAUUCGUCUUAUCUUUUGAAGAUGCAUUUUCAAUAACACUAUAAUAUUUCAACAUAAUCUGAUCUCAUUUUAUAUUUAUAUUAAAUAUUACCUUUUAUCCACCCUCACUUAACUUUGAAAAUCCAUCUUCAACUUAAUACUGAAACACUGAAAAUGUCAUUAAUGUAAAUCUGUACACACGUACUAAAUUUCAACAUAGAAAUACCACUUUAUUAGUUUAUAUUUAAUUUUUAAUUGUACUGUUAGAUGUCGAAUUUUAAAAAAUCCUCAUAUUUUUGUAUUUGUAUAAAAUUGUAAAUAUACAUAAAACACAUUUUUUAAAUAAAUUUAUUGAUUGUAUGAAAACAAUUGAUUUAAUUCAUAGGAUUAUCAGCCAAAUGAUCUAAAGGUAAGAUAUUGAUAAAAUAAACACUAAGGCUGCACACAAUUAGUUUCUUAUAAGUGAUGGCAAAUAUAUAUAUAUAUAUUCGUACUGAUUAUUUUUUGUAUUUGUUUUAUGGUUUUUGAAAUAAAAUUGAUACAAAAAAUGGUCACAUUCAAUAAACGAUUGUUGGGACACUUCAAGGAAGGUUUUUCUGUCUUGUUGGUACUUGUUUAGCUAUUAUUGUAAUGUCUCAAAUUAUUUUAAUAUAUAAUACACAGUUUUACGUUAAAUUUAAAGUAAAAUCGUGUAUAAAAUGUAUAUAGUAUCGAUGUGUUAAAAAGCGUUCUAUUUUAACAAUUUCUAAUUGCUAAUUUGUUUUGGCUGUGAACUAUCUGAAAUGAAAAGUUGCCUUUAUCCUGUAGAAUCUUGAUAAGUUUUGAUACAAAUGAAUCGUUUAAGUAAACAGAGGAAUUUCACAUUCCACAAAUAUUUUGUAAUGAUUGUGCCUCAAUAAAUGUUUUAACAAACGUAA
Aethina tumida (small hive beetle) is the source of this 4229-nucleotide messenger RNA. RefSeq names its product semaphorin-1A (gene Sema-1a). The record is from RefSeq and is a predicted model, not a curated record. The coding region runs from base 339 to 2474 and encodes 711 amino acids. NCBI's taxonomy places the organism in Eukaryota, Metazoa, Arthropoda, Insecta, Coleoptera, Nitidulidae. The transcript is spliced from 7 exons. Gene Ontology annotation, biological process: negative chemotaxis; negative regulation of axon extension involved in axon guidance; neural crest cell migration. Gene Ontology annotation, molecular function: semaphorin receptor binding; chemorepellent activity.